ACAGGUGUGCCUACCCUACCUGCCUUUUGGAAAUUUCAAACACGGAAGUUUUAGGACUGUCACAAGUGAUUUCGCUACUGCACGUAUGGCGCGUGCAGUAGCCUGGCCUCCCUGUUUUGUUUCCCUUUAGAAAGGUGAACCGAAAUUAAUCUGAACCGAAAUAAAACUCCUUUGGACUUAAGGAACCAGGAUCCAGCGGGAGUCCGAGCCAAUGGCAUCCGCCGGGCAGAUGGACCCGGGCGUGGGAGCGGGUCUCGGGGAAAGCCUGUCGAUCCACGGCAGCACAGAGCAGCUCAACUCCUCCGCUGUCAACCGCAUCAUCAUGGAGUUCCUGAUGUACUUUGGCAAAGCCAUGCUCGUCUUCUACCCCGUGUAUCUGACAGGAUACCUGGGCCUCAGUAUCAGCUGGUUGCUGCUGUGCAUGGUGCUGGCCACUUGGUGGAAGAAAAACCGCCAGUGGAAAGACACCCGAAUCGGAACCGCCAUCGACUUUGUGGACAAUGAAACCCAUAUGGUCAACAAGGAGCUGGCGAGUGCCUUACAAAUGGCAACAUGGGUCCACUUUCCUGAGAUUGAGAAAGUUGGCUGGGUUAACAAGGUGUUGGAGCAGGCCUGGCCUUUCUUUGGGAUGUACAUGGACAAGCUCCUCAGAAAUAAUAUCCAGCCAGCUAUCAGGUUCUCCAACCCUGCGCUCAAAAUGUUCACUUUUACCAAGAUCCACUUCGGAAACGUACCUCUCAAGAUCACUGGAAUGAGAGCAUACACACAUGAGGUGGAUCAAAGGGAAGUGGUCCUGGACUUGCAUAUAAGUUAUGACGGUGACGUGAACAUCAACGCCGUAGUGAAGCCGCCAGUCACAGCUGGUAUCAAAGGACUUAAACUCAGUGGGAUGCUGAGAGUCAUUUUGCAACCUCUUAUUGGUCAAGCACCACUGGUGGGAGGAGUCACCUAUUUUUUCAUGCGCCGCCCAACCCUAAACAUCAACUGGACUGGCACAACCAACCUUUUGGACAGCCCCGCAUUCAGCUCCUUGUCGGAGCAGACCAUCAUGGACACCAUUUCCUCCCUCAUGGUGUUGCCCAACCGCAUGUGCGUGUCCCUCAUUGACCAGAUCAAAACUGAUGAGAUGAGGUUCCCACUCCCUCGAGGUGUGGUGAGGGUCCACUUGCUGGAGGCCAGAGACCUGGUGGCCAUGGACACAUACAUGAGGGGUUUGAUAAAAGGCAAAUCAGACCCCUAUGCAACACUUCGAGUGGGCAACCGGAAUUUUAAAAGCAAAACCAUCAAAGAGACUUUGAACCCCAUUUGGAAUGAAGUGUACGAGUUUGUCGCCCAUGAAGCCCCAGGGCAAGAGUUGGAGAUGGAGCUUUAUGAUGAGGACACCGAUAAAGACGACUUCCUUGGAAGUUACAACCUUGAUCUGGGAGUGGUGAAGAAGGAGGUAGAAAUGGAUAAGUGGUUUACUCUGGAAGGGAUCCAGAAGGGAGAAGUUCAUCUCAAGCUCCAGUGGUUUUCCCUUAAGUGUGACCCCAGCCUGCUGAGGGAGUCUACAGACGGCCUUGCUUGUGCCAUGCUCGCAGUGUAUCUGGACAAUUGCUCAAACCUACCAAAAAACCUCAGCGAGAUCUCGGAGCUUCAGAAACCCGGGAAGCCUCCGAAGGAAGCUCGGCCCAUUAAAAAGCGAACCAACUUGCCGAACUCCUUUGUGGAAAUGUCCGUUGAUAAGGACAUUAAGAAAAGCAAGCCCGCGUAUGCAUCGAAAGACCCGGUGUGGGAGGAGGGCUUCACCUUCUUUGUGCAUAAUGUCAAAACACAGCAGCUCAUAGUUCAGGUCAAAGAGUUGGAGAAGAAGACUACGCUCGGUGUUCUCCACUUGCCCCUGGAACGCCUCCUCAACAUCUCCGACAUGACCAUAGACCAGCGGCUCCCGCUGGAGCGCUCCGGAGUGAACAGCCAUAUCAAGCUGAAAGCCACUCUCAGGAUUCUUGCUGUGGAAAAGCCUCUACCCAAGGUUACCGUCAAUCCUCCUCGACAAGACAAACAACAAACACCCCAGACCAACAAAGGAGCUGGCGCUCCUGUAUCCACUCCCUCUGCCACUACAUCCUCCUCCUCAGCACUUCCCAACAAAACCAACCCCCCUGCCCAAACCUCAUCUCCGGCCUCGGCAGCUCAGACCCAGAACGGCUCUAAUGAAACCGGGCAGUCCCCUUCCUCCACGUCACACAUGCGUCGGGACGACUCCCAGAACCUGCUGUCAGAGAAUUCCCUCGCUUCCUCGGCAAACAUGCGUCGUUAUGACUCCCAGAGCCUGCUGUCAGAGAAUUCCCUCGCUUCCCCGGCAAACAUGCGUCGGUAUGACUCCCACAGUAUGCUGUCGGAGAACUCCAUCGCUUCGUCGCGUUUCGACCUUUCAGAAGGGGCCACGUACCCAGAGGCCAUCAGGAACCACCAGGGUUCAUUUGGGGAGAUCCAGCUGAAUGUACGCUAUGCCGCACUGAGGAAAAAACUCGUCGUCUUGGUUAUUUCUUGCAGGUACAACGUAGAGGUCAAUCCUCACUAUUGUUACCCUAACAGCAGUACUAAUAUUGUACUGUACAUUUUUACCUAUGCUGAUGUGGUGUUUUAUUUUGCUCUGGUCUCAAAACACGGAGGCAAAGUACUACAGUUGAAAAUUAGCGCGCUGGCUAUCACUGGCACAUUUAGAGAGAAAAUAAAUAAAAUAAAUGAAAUGAAAUACUGACCAGGAAUAUUCCUAUGAGCUUAGCUCUGAACACAUUUGUAGAUUCCACAACAAGAGCUAUGAUUGGGCCCAAAAAACCAGGCCCGCCUGACCUUCCAUGACGCCCUAUAGUUUCUGUCAAAGCCCAACUCGAGCCAAAACCACAGCAGCAGUUUUUUGCCCAAGCCAAAAAAAAAUGUUAUGUAAUAUAAAACUGAAAAUCUUUUCUGUACAGUAACGGAUAUCUGUGACAUGAUCUCUGACAUGCCCAAAUACUGCCAUAUUAGAGAUUUAAUUACAUUUGGUUAUACAUAGUGGUACACAGCCCAUACAAUAUUCAUUGAAUUAUACAGACUAUGAGAACUAUU
Molecule: messenger RNA, 3090 nt
Organism: Etheostoma cragini (Arkansas darter)
Lineage: Eukaryota; Metazoa; Chordata; Actinopteri; Perciformes; Percidae
Gene: esyt3
Product: extended synaptotagmin-like protein 3
Exons: 19
Coding region: 212-2743 (843 amino acids)
Biological process (GO): lipid transport
Molecular function (GO): lipid binding
Source: RefSeq, a predicted model, not a curated record